CCUCCAGCCAAAGCUCGCGCAGACCCCACGGCAACGCGAUUACUACCGACAUCUCAGUUUGGACCCCAAAACCGUGUUAGCCCAAUUGUUUUGGCAAUAACCUUGUCAGACAGCUUUGAAUUUACCUUAAAUAUGUCUACCAUCGUCUACUGUCAAACGGAUCAGGUUAUAAUGCACAAUCAACACAGUAAAGGUUUGACUCUAUAGCCAACGGGAAUCCGAGGACUUGAUUACAGUCGCUCUAAGCCUGAGAGUUUGCAUUAGCGCGGCUGCCCCCCCCCAUCCCGCUCCGUGCCCGCUACGUACUCGGCGUCUCCUGUGCUGCUCAACCUGCAGUGAAGGAACGACCUGGGUACCAUCUUGCUGCUUCUUGGCACAGCUGUUUUGCUCUGAAUUACGUAAAUUCUGAUUAGGACCAACAUUCAAAAAAGAAAAAAUGAUUCCCAAUGGAUAUUUGAUCUUUGAAGAUGAGAGUUUCCUGGAUUCCACCGUUGCUAAAAUGAAUGCCCUUAGAAAGAGUGGCCAGUUCUGCGAUGUGAGACUUCAGGUGUGUGGUCAUGAGCUGAUGGCGCACCGUGCAGUUCUGGCUUGUUGCAGCCCAUACUUAUUUGAGAUCUUUAACAGCGACCUUGAGCCUCAUGGUGUCUCCCAUGUGAAGUUUGAAGAUCUGGACCCAGAGGCUGUGGAGAUCCUGCUCAAUUAUGCCUACACUGCCCAGUUGAAGGCAGAUAAGGAGAUGGUUAAGGAGGUCUACUCUGCAGCCAAAAGACUCAAGAUGGAAAGAGUGAAGCAGAUUUGUGGAGAAUUCCUGCUCUCUAAAAUGGACUCCCAGAAUGCCAUCUCCUACCGCAACUUUGCUAGUAGCAUGGGGGACACUCGUCUGCUAGCCAAGAUUGACUGCUACAUUCAGGAACAUCUCCUGGAGGUGUCUGAGCAGGAAAACUUUCUCAAACUGCCCCGCCUGAAGUUAGAGGUGAUGCUGGAAGAUCAUGUGAGUCUCCCUGGUAAUGGGAAGCUCUACUCCAAGGUGAUCAGCUGGGUGCAGCGCAGCCUGUGGGAGAAUGGCGAACCACUGGAGAGUCUGAUGGAAGAGGUGCAAACGCUGUACUACUCGGCCGAUCACAAGCUUCUCGAUGGGGGCCUGCUUGAGGGCCAGGCUGAGGUGUUUGGCGCUGAGGAUGACCACAUUCAGUUUGUGCAGAAGAAGCCCCCACGUGAGAACGUUCACAGGCAGCUGAGUAGCAGCUCUUCCGGCAGUCUCUCCCCCGGCUCGGUCAGACAACCCUGCAAGCAUGACUGGAAGUACAUCGCCUCCGAGAAGAUCACCAACAGCACGUACCUGUGCCUGGCAGUGCUGAAUGGCGUGCUGUGUGUGAUCUUCCUGCAUGGGCGGAGCAGCCCCCAGGCCUCUCCCUCGGCCACGCCCUGCCUGCAGAAGAGCCUGAGCUUUGAGGCUUCACCCCAGGAGGAGGAGCCAGAGCGGCUGCUGGCUCCCAUGCACUAUGCUCGCUCCGGCCUGGGCACCGCAGCCCUCAAUGGGCAGUUAAUUGCUGCAGGUGGUUAUAAUCGUGAGGAGUGCCUAAGGACUGUGGAAUGCUACGACCCGAAGACUGACAGCUGGAGAUUCAUUGCACCAAUGAGGACCCCUCGGGCUCGCUUCCAGAUGGCUGUUCUCAUGGGUCAGCUCUAUGUGAUGGGCGGUUCCAACGGCCAUUCUGAUGAAUUGAGCUGUGGAGAGACGUACAACCCGAACAUGGAUGAGUGGGCUCAGGUGCCAGAACUCCGGACCAAUCGUUGCAAUGCAGGUGUCUGUUCUCUGAACAACAAGCUGUAUGUUGUUGGAGGAUCAGACCCUUGCGGGCAGAAAGGUCUGAAGAACUGCGAUGCUUUUGACCCUGUGACCAAAGAGUGGACCAGCUGUGCCCCCUUAAAUAUCAGGAGGCACCAGGCAGCCGUGUGCGAGUUGGAUGGUUUCAUGUAUGUGAUUGGUGGAGCAGAGUCCUGGAACUGUCUGAACAGUGCGGAGCGCUACAACCCCGAGAACAACACCUGGACGCUCAUUGCCCCCAUGAAUGUGGCUCGUCGAGGGGCCGGAGUGGGCAUCUACGCAGGGAAGCUGUUUGUAGUGGGUGGCUUUGACGGCUCUCACGCGCUGCGCUGUGUGGAGGUCUACGACCCAGCACGGAAUGAGUGGAGGAUGUUGGGCAGCAUGACUUCAGCCCGCAGCAACGCAGGUGUGGCCGUGCUGGACGACUUUGUCUUUGCUGUGGGCGGCUUCGACGGCAAUGAAUUCCUAAACACCAUGGAGGCGUACAACCCGGGGCGGGAUGAGUGGAGCACCGGCGCUGAGGCUUCCACCUUGGCCUGAGCACCGGGG
Messenger RNA from Electrophorus electricus (electric eel), 2377 nucleotides. It is a transcript of the gene ivns1abpa, whose product is annotated as influenza virus NS1A binding protein a. Lineage: Eukaryota; Metazoa; Chordata; Actinopteri; Gymnotiformes; Gymnotidae. The record is from RefSeq and is a predicted model, not a curated record. Gene Ontology annotation, molecular function: protein binding.